UGCUGUUUGUACAAGUGAAGUUAAUUUGCCUGGGUCUUGUACUGGUGCAAUGGAUUUACAUUUGUCUGGGAAUAUGGCAGCUUUGGGUUGUUCAAAUGGUCAAAUAGCUUUAAUUACAAUUAAUUUGAUUGAUCAAAAACUUAAAUUAAUUCAUGUAUUUAUUACUUCGAAUAAAAAAGAAGAAGAAAAUGAGGAGGAGGAAAACAACAAAAAUAAUUGCAGUGUUGAAUGUAUAAAAUUUUUUCCUGGAAAUUUUCCUUGGUUGGCUGGUGGUAUGGCUAAUGGAAAAUUAAUUAUUUUUAAUUGGGAACAUUUAACUGGACGUUAUGAAUUUUUUAAUGAAGAUGAGGCAGUAAUUGAUUGUUUUUGGAAUAUUAAUAGUGUAAAUGCUUCUUCAAUUAGUUUAAGUUCAAUUUGUGUUGAUGGAACUAUUCGAAGUUGGGAUGCUAAAAAUGGGCAUUUAAUUGGGAAAAUAGAUGGGGGAGGUGAUCAAGUUUACUCUGCUAUAAAAUUAAAAAAUAAUGUUGAUGAUGGAAUUGAAAAAAUAUUAACGGGAUGUGAAGGGGGGUUAAUUAGAAUAUUUGAACUUUCUUUUUAA
Messenger RNA from Meloidogyne enterolobii, 598 nucleotides. The record is from the annotation of a GenBank genome assembly. NCBI's taxonomy places the organism in Eukaryota, Metazoa, Nematoda, Chromadorea, Rhabditida, Meloidogynidae.